GCUCCCCUUCUCCGAGACAUUCAUUACCAGAAACCAAAACAAAUUUGGUGACUUCGCAUAUAUUCAUCAUCUAAUGGCAAUUUCUCAAGCAAUUUCUUCAACAUCUUCAUCCUUUUUCCGCAAGAAUGAUUUGGGACUUUCUUCUUUGUCUUCCUCUUCCUCGAAUUGCUCCCAAUUUUCAGCUUCAAAAUACAGGAAGAUGAAGUCUAAGAAGAUAGUUUCAGUCAUGGCUCCACAACAAACUCAAAGAAACCCUUCUACAACGGGCUCGGUGAAAAAUGCAAUGACAAUGACGGAGAAGAUAUUGGCUAGGGCUUCAGAGAAACCCCAGUUAGUCCCAGGUGAUAAUGUGUGGGUUAAUGUUGAUGUAUUGAUGACCCAUGAUGUUUGUGGACCUGGCUCCAUUGGUAUCUUUAAGAAGGAAUUUGGAAAUAAUGCCAAGUUCAAAUUAUCUGUGUGA
This is a messenger RNA of Spinacia oleracea (spinach), 460 nucleotides long. RefSeq names its product 3-isopropylmalate dehydratase large subunit, chloroplastic-like. The coding region runs from base 74 to 460 and encodes 128 amino acids. NCBI's taxonomy places the organism in Eukaryota, Viridiplantae, Streptophyta, Magnoliopsida, Caryophyllales, Amaranthaceae. The record is from RefSeq and is a predicted model, not a curated record. The transcript has 4 exons.